AUGUCUGCCUUCAAGAUUGCUUCCAUACUCGCCGCUGCGCCGCUCGCUCUGGCUUGCGUCGGCCAGGAUGCCAUGCCCUCGUCUACAGGCCACGAAAGCCUCAGCGAGCCUCGCUACAUCUCCCCUGGCGAGGUCUUUGACGCCGGCUUCGUGACCUACGACCGCGGCGUUGCCUGCACCGGCCAGUCCGAGGGUGGUGAGGCUGACACAGUCUUCGUCCUUGAGGAGGGUGCUACCCUUCGCAACGUCAUCAUCGGCGCCAACCAAGGCGAGGGCGUGUACUGCCUUGGCUCGUGCACGCUGGAGAACCUUUGGUUCGAGGAUGUCUGCGAGGACGCCAUCUCCAUCAAGGGUGACGGCACAGCCGACAUUAUCGGUGGUGGUGCGUACCACGCCGCCGACAAGGUUAUCCAGCACAACGGAUGUGGCCAUGUGAAUAUCUACAACUUCUACGCCGAGGACUACGGCAAGGUCUACCGCUCCUGCGGCAACUGCAGUGGCAACUGUGCCCGUUCUGUCCACAUGGAGGGUGUGACGGCCGUUGACGGUGGAGAGCUCAUGGGCAUCAACCCCAACUUGGGCGACACGGCCACCUACAGCAACAACUGCUUCCCCAAGACGGAGUGCCAGGCUUAUGUGGGCUGCGACAAGUCCAAUGGUGCCUGCGAGCCCGACAAGGCUGGUCUUUGCUGA
Molecule: messenger RNA, 693 nt
Organism: Emericellopsis atlantica
Lineage: Eukaryota; Fungi; Ascomycota; Sordariomycetes; Hypocreales; Bionectriaceae
Product: pectate lyase
Exons: 2
Coding region: 1-693 (230 amino acids)
Biological process (GO): pectin catabolic process
Cellular component (GO): extracellular region
Molecular function (GO): pectate lyase activity
Source: RefSeq, a predicted model, not a curated record